This is a messenger RNA of Pelmatolapia mariae (spotted tilapia), 2528 nucleotides long. It is a transcript of the gene kctd12.1, whose product is annotated as potassium channel tetramerisation domain containing 12.1. Gene Ontology annotation, molecular function: protein binding. Bases 113 to 979 code for a protein of 288 amino acids. Gene Ontology annotation, cellular component: postsynaptic membrane; presynaptic membrane; signaling receptor complex. The record is from RefSeq and is a predicted model, not a curated record. NCBI's taxonomy places the organism in Eukaryota, Metazoa, Chordata, Actinopteri, Cichliformes, Cichlidae. The transcript has a single exon. Gene Ontology annotation, biological process: protein homooligomerization; regulation of G protein-coupled receptor signaling pathway.
CACCUCCCGGUACGCACGCACGCAGUAAGCCCAAGCUUCAUAAACGAGCUGCUGCCGCUGUGGUGUCUCAGUGUUUCCACUGAUUCCACAUCAGUGAAGCAGCUCAGAGAAGAUGGCACUGGCCGACACAGAGCGCGGAGUGUCCAGCUGCGGGGAUUCGGGCGCCCAGUUUUCCGAGAUCAUCGAGCUGAAUGUCGGCGGACAGGUUUAUGUCACCAGACACAAAACUCUGAUCGCCGUCCCAGACUCACUCUUGUGGAACAUGUUCAGCAAGAAGUCACCCAAGGAGUUGGCGAGAGACAGCAAAGGGCGCUUCUUCUUGGACAGGGAUGGGUUCUUGUUCCGCUACAUCCUCGACUAUCUCCGAGACCUCAACUUGGUCCUCCCGGACUACUUCCCCGAGAAAAGUCGGCUGCAGAGGGAGGCUGACUUUUUCCAGCUGCGGGACCUCGCAAAACGCCUCAGUCCCCGGGUGAGUAAAGAGAAUUCAAUCAGUGAGGAGAUCAGCCAGAGCGACACAGAAGACGGCGGGCAGCAGUGCGGCUCCUCCGGCGGCUUGGAGACUUUACGCACCAUGUCUGUCAGCGGAGCCAUGCGCUCCCCGUCUCUGGACUCUAGAAAGUCCGGCUACAUCACGAUAGGAUACCGCGGCUCGUACACUAUUGGCAGAGACAUCCAAACCGAUGCUAAGUUCAGGAGAGUGGCGCGCAUCACAGUUUGCGGUAAGACCUCUCUGGCCAAAGAAGUGUUUGGGGACACGCUGAAUGAGAGCAGAGACCCGGACAGGCCCCCUGAGAGAUACACAUCCCGGUACUAUCUCAAGUAUAAUUUUCUAGAGCAGGCAUUUGACAAGCUGACAGAAGCGGGCUUCCACAUGGUGGCCUGCAGCUCCACAGGCACCUGUGCCUACACCAGCAACGAUCCCAAUGAGGACAAAAUUUGGACAAGCUACACUGAAUACGUUUUCUGUCGGGAAUAACCAACACCAUUCGCGCCACGUCCGUGUAAAUAUACCUACAUUUCACACCACAGAGGAAUGUCUUCGAAGAGUAGUGCAGUUUCUGUGCUGAUUGGUGACUUUUGUUAAGGAGUGACUGUACCAUAUUGCUCCAUUAUUGCCAGAAAUUAGACACAAAAUGCUCCCCCCCCCCCCCCCCCCCCCCAAAAAAAAAAAAAAAUUAUUUUACACACAAGAUUUUGUUAAGAUGGCUUGAAAAGAUGAAGCUGUUCUGAGGUUCAAAGUGAGCAAAACUCAAAGCACUGCAAACAUCAUCUCCAUCUCAUAGAACUGCAUGUCAGUGUUUCAGUCAUGUCUGACUCAGUGCUGUGUGAAUUGAGUGGCAUCCAGGAACAGACCAGCAGCAAUUAGUAUUCAGUGUCAUUGUGACUUCUAGGCUUGCUUGAGCACUUGUUUGGCCAAGUUUUGUAUUAUCUAAUAGGCUCUUAUAGCAGUUCUAUCACUGACACGAUUGUAAUUGUAUGUGAAGUGUUGGUAGAGUUGUAUUUGUUAUAAACUUACUCAUUACAAAUAAAGUCUUCUAACUCUGUUAUUCUCAGCCAUUUGCCAGUCAUCCUACCUUCCUUUUAAUGUCUGCACAAAGAGUACACAACAACAAAAAAUACUGGCAUUCACCUCUCUCCAACCUUUUAAACCAUCCUCAGUGGGGGAAUCAAAGAGUCAGCCUCAAAGAGAGAUGCCCUACACAGAAAUCUCACCCCGUCGUGGCAGUGGAGCCGCCAGCUCGACAAAAUUUGUCACACAGUUUUAACCCAGAAGCGACGUGUUACAGAGUAGUGUCCCUGCUUGUCAUUGCACUCACGCAUCACUUACAAAAUCCUGACUCUGAACUUUCCUUGCCUCCCACUUAUUGUAUCACAUUUGCAAACUGCCCUUAUAAGGUGCUAUGUGCUUCCCAGUAACCUUUGCCCUGUUAUCAGCCCCCCCUCCAAAAAACCCACAAAACAAACAAGCUCCACAUCUGAAGAGACGAGCCUUUAAAUAUUGCAGGAGCAUCCUUUUUCCCCCCUACCUAUCCAUUUUGGUACACAAAUUCAUCAGCAUGCAGCAUGGAUGCAAAUAGUGCAGCUGUGCACACAUGAUGUCAUUAUCAUUUCAAGUGUAAAUAAUGAAAGGGUCCAGCUGCACACAAAUAGGAGGGUUCAGUCCGCCAGGGACUGUGGAUGAAUGGAGAUUCGAUUGGUGUACCUCGGCUGUGGGGGACGGAUUUUUUUUUGACUGGCCAGCGUACAGCCAGUCCUGGAUUAUACGUUUCAUUCAAAACAGACAUGUAAAAAAAGUCCCCAUAUUCAAGGCCAUGGGUGGGAUUAUAGGAAAUCAGGGGCUUACAGAGUCACAGUCUCUGUAGGGGUCCGGGACAUCCACCCAAAGGGAACAUCUUUGCUAAAUGCAUCACUCUGCUUCAAUUUGGUUCAAGAAUGUUGGAGAAAGGUUCUUUUCAUAAGGAUGACAAUUUAGACAUUACUGUUUGUAUAUAAAUGGUUCCUAAUAAAUGCACUCUAAAAGAUAA